AUGUCAUCAUCAAGAAAGAAAACAUUAUUGAAAGUUAUCAUUUUGGGAGAUUCAGGAGUUGGUAAGACUUCUCUUAUGCAACAGUUUGUUAAUAACAAAUUCUCCCAUCAAUAUAAGGCAACAAUUGGUGCUGAUUUCUUAACUAAAGAAAUCACUAUUGAUAAUAAUAAACAAGUCGCAUUACAAAUCUGGGAUACUGCUGGUCAAGAAAGAUUCCAAAGUUUGGGUGUGGCAUUUUACAGAGGUGCUGAUUGUUGUGUAUUAUGUUUUGAUGUAACAAAUGAAAAAUCUUUAAAUAAUUUAACUAGUUGGAAAGAUGAAUUUUUAGUUCAAUCAAAUGUUUCUAAUCCUCAAGAUUUCCCAUUUAUUAUAAUAGGUAAUAAAAUAGAUGUUGACGACUCAAAGAAAAUACCUUCCUUAUCUAAAAAAUUAAACAAUAUUACAAAUAAUCAAUUGGGCGGUUUCAAUUAUCCAGUAUUUGAAACAAGUGCUAAAGAUGGAGUUAAUGUUGAAGCUGCAUUCGAAGUGAUUGCCAAGAUGGCUUUACAACAAGAAGAAUUAAAUGCAAAUAAUGGUAAUGAUGCAAAUGAUGACUACAAUGAUCCAAUAAAUAUCCAUUUGGACUCAGAAUCAAGUGCAUGUGGAUGUUAG
Candida tropicalis MYA-3404 is the source of this 651-nucleotide messenger RNA. It is a transcript of the gene YPT72, whose product is annotated as Rab family GTPase. Gene Ontology annotation, cellular component: vacuole; late endosome; phagocytic vesicle. Gene Ontology annotation, molecular function: GTPase activity; GTP binding. Gene Ontology annotation, biological process: regulation of vacuole fusion, non-autophagic. The record is from RefSeq and is a predicted model, not a curated record. NCBI's taxonomy places the organism in Eukaryota, Fungi, Ascomycota, Pichiomycetes, Serinales, Debaryomycetaceae. The transcript has a single exon. The coding region runs from base 1 to 651 and encodes 216 amino acids.